This is a messenger RNA of Panicum virgatum (switchgrass), 1783 nucleotides long. Its product is annotated as WAS/WASL-interacting protein family member 3-like. The coding region runs from base 347 to 1528 and encodes 393 amino acids. NCBI's taxonomy places the organism in Eukaryota, Viridiplantae, Streptophyta, Magnoliopsida, Poales, Poaceae. The record is from RefSeq and is a predicted model, not a curated record. The transcript is spliced from 2 exons.
GGCUCUGGCACCCUCUCCUCCUCCCUCACAUGAGCGUGGGAGGUGAGCUGUGGCGUGGAGCUCAGCGCGGCCGCAGCGGCGCAGGCAGCCCCCACUCACAUCGCAUGGAGCACCCUGCCACACUCGUAGCCUCGCACAGCACACUCACACACUCAACCGAGCUGAAACGCCACACUUAACGCCGCCCGCUCCGGAACCGAACGCCGUGCCGUCGCAUGUAAAUACGGCGGGUCUCGCCCCCGUCGCCAGCGCGUCCGCACCCAACCACACCUGACACCUCGCAACCCGAUGCCCAGCGCCACCGCGCCAACCCAGACGCGAGCGCCCUAGCUCGGGCCGCCGGCUCAUGUCGGCCAACACCGUAGCCAAGGCGGCGCCGCCCAUGUCCGGGUCCUCCGACCCCUCGCCGUCCUCGUCCGCCGCGGCGUCUCCGCUCGCGCUGCUCCGCCCGCACCCGCACCCGCACGCCCACGCCCAUGCCCAUGCGGGACACCUGACGCCGCCCUCGCCGGCGUCCGGGGCCCCCGCGCCGCCACCGCCGUCCCCGGCGUCCGCGCCGCGAGACUACCGCAAGGGCAACUGGACCCUCCACGAGACGCUCAUCCUCAUCACGGCCAAGCGCCUGGAUGACGACCGGCGGGCCGGCGCUGUCGGGGCCGCCCACGGCCACGGGUCGCCCACGACGCCGCGGUCGGAGCAGCGGUGGAAGUGGGUGGAGAACUACUGCUGGAACCACGGCUGCCUGCGCAGCCAGAACCAGUGCAACGACAAGUGGGACAACCUCCUGCGCGACUACAAGAAGGUCCGCGACUACGAGUCCCGCAACGCCGCCGCUGCCGCCGCCGCGGCGCCGGGCGGCGGCGGCGGCGGUGCGGGCGCCCUCCCGUCCUACUGGUCCAUGGAGCGGCACGAGCGCAAGGACCGCAACCUCCCCACCAACCUGGCGCCCGAGGUGUUCGACGCGCUGACGGACGUGCUCUCCCGCCGCGCCGCGCGCCGCGGGGGCGCGGCGAUCGCGGCCGCCGCGCCACCUCCGCUCGCGCUGCCGCCGCCGCCGCCGCCACCACCACCGCCUCCAGCGCCGCCAUCACCGCCGAAGCCCAUCGUCGCGCAGCCCCGCGCCCCGCCGCCGCCUCCCCUGCCGCUUCCGACGGCGGUGGCGCCGCCGGCGACGUCGGUUUCCGCUGAGGGGCUGACGGGGUCGUCGGAGUCCGGCGAGGAGGAGGACGGGUCGUCGGAGGAGGGCGUGGAGCCGGAGCCGAAGCGGCGGCGUCUGAACCGUCUGGGGUCGAGCGUGGUGCGCAGCGCGACGGUGCUGGCGCGCACCCUGGUGGCGUGCGAGGAGAAGCGGGAGCGGCGGCACCGGGAGGUCCUGGAGCUGGAGGAGCGGCGGCUGCGGCUGGAGGAGCAGCGCACGGAGGUUCGGCGCCAGGGCUUCGCGGGCCUCAUCUCCGCCGUCAACAGCCUCUCCACCGCCAUCAACGCGCUCGUCUCCGACCACCGCAGCGGCGACUCCGCCUCCCGGUGACCGCCUCCGCCGGUCGUCGAUCGCCUAGCUCGUGCCGUCCACCGUACCUAGCUAGCAUUCGCAUUGGCAUUUGUGCAUGUGCAAUCCGAGAGAUCGAUGUAAAUAAGGUGAUGAUUGAUUGUGUUGGAGAGGCUGUGACUAGAAAUUUUUUUUGGAGCGUUGUUCGUUGCAUUGGUCGCGUGCAUGCAGGCAUCAUCGCGACAUGCCCAUGUCCUACCUAGGUGCCUUGCUGGUUUGAUGAGCUCCUUCCUCUUC